AGGUGUACUGAAAGCAGCGCCCGCUAAUCUGAAAACUCAUUCACCAUGGGCUGUAUCCUUAUCAAGCUAGCCGCUGGCUUUACGCGCUAACCAGCGGCAUGUGUACUGAAUUAGUAACUCGGUAUUAACAUAAUUUGUACGGCUGUAAAAGUAUUUUUUAUCCGAAAUAUCUGCUGGUGAAAAUUUCCUACUGAAAGGACACUUUCCUGGCUGGUGCAGUGGCUACUAACGUCUCGUGUUAUGGGAGAGACACGGAGGUCAGACGGGCGGUGGGCUGUCAACAGUAAUGUCCGAAUAAAACGAGCCUGUCGCCGCUUUGACAACUGUCUGUUGAUACUGUAGCACCGAUCAACUUGAAUUUGAAUCAUGCCUGGGAAACUGAAGGCCAAAAUUGUGGCAGGGCGCCACUUGCCUGUGAUGGACCGAGCCAGUGACCUUACUGAUGCUUUUGUAGAGGUAAAGUUUGGAAACACAACCUUCAAAACGGAUGUCUGCCCCAAAUCCCUCAACCCACAGUGGAACUCAGAAUGGUUUAAAUUUGAGGUUGAUGAUGAAGAUUUGCAGGAUGAACCAUUGCAGAUCACAGUGUUGGACCAUGACACAUACAGUGCUAACGAUGCCAUAGGGAAAGUUUACAUUGACAUUGACCCGCUGCUGUGCAGUGAGGCUGCGUCUGUCAUCUCCGGCUGGUUUCCCAUCUAUGAUACUAUCCACGGUAUCCGAGGGGAGAUCAAUGUUCUCGUUAAAGUGGAGCUCUUCAAUGAUUUGAAUCGCUUCAGACAGUCUUCCUGUGGGGUCAAGUUCUUCUGCACCACAUCAAUUCCACGGUGUUACCGUGCAGCAAUGGUGCAUGGGUUUGUGGAGGAACUUGUGGUGAAUGAAGAUCCAGAAUACCAGUGGAUCGACCGUAUUAGAACUCCUCGGGCCUCCAAUGAGGCUCGACAGAGACUCAUCUCUCUCAUGUCUGGAGAGCUGCAGAGGAAAAUAGGGCUUAAAGUGCUGGAGAUGGGUGGGAAUGCAGUGGUGGGCUACUUGCAGUGUUUCGAUCUGGAGGGAGAGUCGGGCCUGGUGGUGCGGGCCAUAGGUACCGCCUGCACACUGGACAAACUCAGCUCCGGAAGUGCUCCCAACACCAACACACACGUGCACCCUAACACAGCCCCUGCUUCCAAUGCCUGCAAUUCCCCUUCAAAGGACGGAAAGGAGCCGGUAUUUGGUGAGGACCUGCCCUCGUUCUCCGGCCCGCCUACCCCUUUCAGAGCCCUUCCCACCUCCUCCUCCUCUCCUCCCCCCUUCUCUCCCUCCAAGCCAUGCAGCCGCCAGUCCUCAUCAUCAGACACAGACCUCAGUUUGACGCCCAAGACGGAAGAGCCCCUGCCAGUGAGAUGCAGGCCUGGGAUCUUCCUCUGCCCCAGCUCCCCCACCCUUUCCACAGACACUCUGUCCCUUCCUGGUUCUGGCUCAGUGGGCUGUGGUCACGGCUCUGCCCCCAGAGCCACCACCCCGCCCCCUCACUCCUCCGUCCGCUCAGACUCUGCCUUGUUGAGAAAGAGCGUGUCCUUCACCGAGGACCUGCUGCUGGCAGCCUCCGGAAUGGGCAGCGGGGGCAGCGCUGGGAAGGAGGCAGGGCCUCUGAAGACCCUUCUCAGACAACAGACACAGACAGCUCUCGAACAGCGGGAGUUUCCCUUCUUCACUUUGACGUCCUUCCCACCUGGUUUUCUGGUCCACGUCGGAGGAGUGGUCAGUGCUCGCUCCGUCAAACUGCUGGACCGCAUACACAACCCUGAUGAGCCAGAGACUCGCGAUGCCUGGUGGGAGGAGAUUCGUCAGGAGAUCAAAUCUCAUGCCAAAGCUCUUGGUUGCCAUGCUGUCGUGGGGUACAGUGAGAGCACUAGCAUCUGUGAGGAGGUGUGCAUCCUGUCGGCAUCGGGGACAGCAGCCAUCCUGAAUCCUCGAUAUAUGCGUGAAGGCUGCCUAGACAUCGGAAGCACAGAUCACAGGUUUGAGGAGCCAUCUCCUCCAAGCUGUGGUUUCUGUCAUAUCCCGUAUGAUGAGCUCAACAUGCCGUUUCCCGCCCAGCUCACAUACUGUUACCACUGCAGGCGACAAAAGGUUCCUGAUGUGCUAUUCACAACAAUCGACAUGCCACCAGAAGCAGCUGUUACAGGGAAGGGCUGCCUUAUCCAGGCUAGGCUGUGUCGUCUGAAGAAGAAAGCCCAGGGUGAAGUGAAUGCGACAGCCAUCUCCAACUUGCUGCCUUUUAUGGAAUACGAGCUGCACACUCAGCUGAUGAACAAACUGAAGCUGCGGAGCAUGAACGCUCUCUUUGGACUGCACAUACAGAUCAGUGUCGGCGAGAACAUGCUUCUGGGUUUGGCUUCUGCGACAGGAGUGUACCUGACAGCACUGCCAGCACCAGGGGGCAUUCAGAUUGCAGGGAAGACUCCCGGCGAUCUGAGCAAUGAGCACCACAUCCUUACCAUCCAGAAAAGGAUCAACGACACCAUAACCAAGAACAAAGAGCUUUAUCAAAUAAACCCUCCGGAACUGACGGAGGAGGUGGUCGGUUCUCCAAUUCCUGAGCCGAGGCAACGAUCCAGACUUUUUCGCUCCCACUCAGAGAGCUCAGAUGAACUGUCAGAACUGGACCUCUCGCAUGGCAAGAAGGAUGCCUUCGUCCUGGAGAUUGAUGACACUGAUGCUGUGGAAGACAUCCACUCCCUCCUGACUGAUGCCCCUCCCCCCACAGGUUUCUACAGCUGCAACACUGAGAUCAUGCCUGGGAUUUACAACUGGACAACAGGAGUGCAGAUGUUUACAUCGGUGAGGGUCUUUAGGUUGAGUAAUGCCAAUCUUACCAAUCAAGGCUUGAACAAGAUCUUCACCGACCUAUGUGAGAAUCUGCUGAAGAGUUUUUACUUCAAGUUGCGCUCCAUGAUCCCCUGCUGUCUUUGUCAUCUCAACUUCACUGUAGCAGUGCCAGAAGAAGAGCUCAUACAGGUCGCAGUGACUGCAGUUGCCAUGACGUUUGAUAAAGACCAGACUCAGGAGAAGCCAGCAGACAAGCCUGUCACCAAAGGGUGCAGUGAGACUGAGGAGCAGCUGCAGUUUCCCUUGGAGUUGUGCGCAGACUCGUCAUCCAUCACCACUCAGACAUCAUCCAAAAUCUCAGGUGUUCCAGAGAGUACCAACGUCUCACCCAGAGUCUCAUCUUUAGAGCGCUCCAGUCCGCUGCCCGAGGGACGUUCCCGCUCGCUGCGCUCCAACCGCUCGUUUGGGGGCAGUUCAGUCCCCGUGGUGAAAAUGACACCGCUCUCCUUCCUCCCUGGCACGCGCAUCAUUAAAUACCUUGGGAUCAUCAACAUGUUUUUUAUCAGAGAGACAACAUCACUGCGGGAGGAAGGUGGUGUCAGUGGCUUCCUGCAUUCGUUCAUAGCGGAGGUGUUUGCAAUGGUCCGAGCUCACGUAGCAGCCCUGGGUGGUAAUGCAGUAGUGUCCUACAGCAUGAAAGAGUGUGUGUUAAUGGAAAAUCCAAACAAGAACCAGGCUCAGUGUCUCAUCAAUGUGAGCGGUGAUGCUGUCAUCUGUGUCAUAGAAACAGACCAGGAGUCCAUGCCCUCAACGAUAAAUGUUGUACAGACCUGUAGUAGCGGAGCCGAUGGGGCUACAUGACAGUGUGUUCACUCAGACUGUGUUUCCUGCAGACAGAGUGAGGCUCUGUGUUUCACUGAGUCUAGCCGUCCAAGUAUGAGUCAUUCAUGUCUGCCUUAAAACUCUGUAAAAGAUCCAAAGGUUUGGACACAGGUAAUAAAGAGCGAGUACUCACACACGUUCAGAAACAUGCAGUCUGUAUUAAUAUACAAGUGCAGGAUGUUUCUCUGUAUAUUUUUCUGUUUUAAUACAGCAUCUGUGCACGAGAUACUGAUGUAGCGCUUUAAGAAUUUGGUAAACUGAGAGUAUUUCAAAACUUUUUGGUUAAAACAACAGCCAAAGACCCCCUCUGCAUUGAACUUUUGCUCUUGCAUCACAGCCAUUCAUAUUGUGGUCACCCACAGCUACAGUAUAUUGGCCAUCCCCUUGUGUGUGGGCAUGAGAGACACGUGAGGCAGCUAUGACUAAUUUGUCCAUCCACAGAUCACAGGAGUCAUUAAAUGGCCAUGACAAAAGGGACACAGUUACAUACCAUCAAAUGAAUAAAAUGCAGUCAGAUUCUCCCUCAGUGUUAUGUUCUGUUUCGAGUAACAUGCAGAUUAAAGGCCCAUCUGUCCAUCUCAGACUUGGCAGAUGAAGGCUUUGUCAGGCAUUAGUAUUUAAAUGUCAACAAGGCUUCCUAAUAAAUAGUCUGGAAUAUGGGUUUUGAGGUUAAAAUCCAAAUAACCGGGGUAAACCUGUGAUGCCAAUUUGUUAUAAUUAUCUAAUAAUUAAUUGAUGUCCAAUUUUAAUGUCUAAAUUUGUUUUGCGUCUUGAUUAAAUUUUGCUGAUGGAUAAUCUUUCUAAUCAUUGUCACAGUAUUGCUCACUCACAGUAUCUUAUUGAUAAUCAAAUUUCCUCAGUAAGUGUCAAAUAAUGAUGCCACAGAUUACAGCCUUGUUUUUAUUUCCGGGAGUGACUCAAGUUACGCGCAUCUAUUACAAACAAGCCAUGAUUACAGAGAAUUCUCCUCCUAGAACUGCUGUUAUCAUGUAUUCCAGUUACUUUUUUACAAAUUAAAAUUGUGUUUUUUAUGGCUUAAAAUGGUAAAAGUUAAUGGAAUAAUGUGUAUGCCUUUUUUCACUUACAUGUGGCGUAGACAAACAGGGAUGGGUAUAAAUGGAACAGACAUGCAUUCUUAGUCAUAUAAUGUGGCCCUUUGGGGUCUUGCAGGGAUAUUUCAGAGGAUAGGGUUAGAGUUAGGGUUAAGUCUUGGAAAUAAUUUUGACUGAAUUACAUCUUAAGUGGUGUGUGUUUAAGCAGGUGUUGCUUCACUUGCAGCUCUAGGAUCAGUUCCUCCUCAUUGAUGCUUCUUGCUUUUAGUGUCAAAUUUCAUAUCCCUUUGCCAAGCCUCAUCGCUGUUGCUUUCAUGUUCCAAAUAAUAGUCGCGCUACUGAUCCGUCCACCUCUGACAUUCGUGUCCAAUGCUGGAAAAAAAAGCAUCUUCUUAUGUAGGUACCACCUAAAAAUAAACUGUGUAAAUGUUCUUUAAAAUCAGAUUUUAGUAUUUUUGUAACAUAAAAUUUAUGAAACCUAAUGCUCAUAUUGCUGGUGCAAUGAAUUCCUGAUGUUUUGACUCGCUGUGUCAGAAUUAGUGGUACUCUAAUCUGUUUGUGUUAUCAGCAGUUUGUGAUCAGUUUCCUAUAUUUUGUGUCUAAAACUUGAAUGUACAUACUUCGAUGCUUUGGCUUUCUGACUUGCAGCAUGCAGACCCACCUUUUAUUGCCAUGAAUCUGUAUGCUCGCCUGAUAAGUCUUGCACAAUAAACUCAGCCAAACCAAGGUA
Lates calcarifer (barramundi perch) is the source of this 5478-nucleotide messenger RNA. It is a transcript of the gene c2cd5, whose product is annotated as C2 calcium dependent domain containing 5. Gene Ontology annotation, molecular function: calcium ion binding; calcium-dependent phospholipid binding. The coding region runs from base 367 to 3675 and encodes 1102 amino acids. Gene Ontology annotation, cellular component: plasma membrane. The transcript has 28 exons. The record is from RefSeq and is a predicted model, not a curated record. Gene Ontology annotation, biological process: positive regulation of D-glucose transmembrane transport; intracellular protein transmembrane transport; positive regulation of protein targeting to membrane. NCBI's taxonomy places the organism in Eukaryota, Metazoa, Chordata, Actinopteri, Centropomidae.